CUUUUGCCCCAAUUGCGAGCAUAUUUAACCUGCAACCACAGUGAACCCCAUGGGGGAAAAUAUCUAGGGAAAUUUUGAAAUAUAAUGGAGCGGAUCUUAAUUAGUUUAUUGUAGAUACUACCUAAACUUAAAUAACAAUUUUGUGCCUCUAAAGAAUCGGGACAUAAUGGCAAGAAAGUUUCUUUUUAAAUUGUUUUCAAAAUAUAUUCUUAGUUCACUUUAACCCUAUGGUGCAAAACGCCAUAAUCUUUUUCCAGCACACCUGCGUCGGGAGAUCGAUCUUUCGCCGAUGGAAAAGUUGCCAUUCAAUCUCGGAUCGCAGGGUGGCAAUGUGGCCGAUGGAACAAGCACCACCGCCAGGCAGGAAGCUUCGGACUCGUCGCCCACGGAGUCCUCCGCCACCGAGAACUCUAGUCCCCGCUCGCAGAUCGGGAAUGCUGAUUCGGGUCGCCAGGGAAGCGAGGAGAGCAGCUACGCACAAGUAAUGCAACAAAUAAUGCCGCAAGUAAUGCAACAACUAAUGCCACAAGGAAUCCCUCAAGGAAUGCCUCAGGGAAUGCCCCAGGGAAUGCCCCAGGGAAUGCAUCAAGGAAUGCCCCAGGGUAUCCCCCAACCCAAUAUGCAACAGGGAACACCAAUGAACAUCCCGCCGCCCAACCGCAUGAGUCCUUGCCACAAUCCCAACGCGAUACCUAACUUCCAUCCGAAUGGCCAAAACCCUGAGAUCAACAGGAUGCCGCCAAUGGACGGCGCAGCUGGACGAGUCAAUGCCGCCAAUGGCGAGAUGAACCAACAAAUGAGGGCUGCUCCCGCCCCCGUACCCGUUCCAGUUCCUGCUCCCGUCACCGCCCCCAGCCCCGAUCCUCGACAGAAUUUUGCAGCCAAUAUGGUUAACAAGCCACGGCCGACCACUUCAAGUAACCCCGGGUCGAGGGUGUCAUCGCCAGCCGCUCCGAGACCCAAUCAUCCACCCGGAACCCCAGCUCCGGAAGAGACUCCCAACCAGCCGAAGAUCACCCAGCCAUCCUACGCAUCCCUGCUGCAGUAAAAGCAUCUUACGUGAUUUCUAUACAACUACCUCCAUCGUCUUCCGGCCACCAUUUAAAUUAUAUGUAACCUACGUUCCUUUUUUUUCUGGUCAAAUAAAUUAAACACACCAU
Molecule: messenger RNA, 1160 nt
Organism: Drosophila suzukii
Lineage: Eukaryota; Metazoa; Arthropoda; Insecta; Diptera; Drosophilidae
Source: RefSeq, a predicted model, not a curated record